Molecule: messenger RNA, 1089 nt
Organism: Fusarium coffeatum
Lineage: Eukaryota; Fungi; Ascomycota; Sordariomycetes; Hypocreales; Nectriaceae
Exons: 1
Coding region: 1-1089 (362 amino acids)
Biological process (GO): Golgi organization; protein secretion
Cellular component (GO): Golgi apparatus
Source: RefSeq, a predicted model, not a curated record
AUGUGCAUCGUACUUCUCACCACUUCACAUCCCGAUUAUGCAUUAAUCGCCAUCGAUAAUCGUGAUGAGUUCAUUCUCAGACCUACAUCGCGACCACAUUGGUGGACGCACAGCACAUCUGGCCGACCAGUCUUGUCAUCCCGGGAUCUUCAACGAGCAGAGAAGGGAACAUGGAUGGGACUAAGCAAAGACGGUCAUAUGGCUGUACUUACCAAUUACCGAGAAACCGACAUUAAGGACCAGAAUCAUCCUAUUCAUGCUGCCAAAAGCAGAGGCGGUAUGGUUACUGCCUGGCUGGGAACGCCGCCUGAGGAGAGUCUCAAGGAUAGCGUGCACAAACUUGUUGAGAAUGACGGCGUUAAAGGCGUCGGGGGAUUCUCCAUGGUUUGCGGCAAGUUGAGGAGAAAGACUCCUGGGAUCGCUAUCAUUAGCAAUAGAGCAGGCAAUGUCGAUGAGGUGCCUAUCAUUGCUAAAGAGCGUGGUGAGAUGUGGGGGUUGAGUAACACGGCAUUCGAUGCGACAGGGAAGGAGGACGAAUGGGCAAAGAUCUCUAUUGGAAAGAAGCUGUUCCGCGAAGCUAUCGACAACGCAGUGUCCAGCAACUCGAGCCAAAAUGAUCUCAUUGCCAAUCUUUUGGAUGUCCUAAGCACCGACACACUACCAAGGAACGAAAACGCCAGUCUGGUCGAGUAUAUCAACGAGCUCAAGAAGAGCGUCUUCAUCCCAUUGAUCGGAGACGAGAAACAUAGAAAGGCAAUGGAAGCAGCCAUGGCGAAAGGACCUGGCCAAUGGGCGACGGAUGAUCAAGCAGCAGCCGAAGAGCUCAUGUCAGAAGGACGACCAGAUCCAAGCACAACACCCAUCAUGGGCUUCGAGACGGGCAUGUAUGGAACGCAGCGACAGACGGUGGUGCUGGUCGAUUGGGAAGGUAACGUCACGAUGGUCGAGAGGGCGCUUUGGGACGGCAAUGGCAAUGCGGUGCCGAAAGGAGAGGGAGACUUGAAGUUUGAAUUUGCGAUUAAUGGGUGGGACGAUGAGUUCUGUAACGGAAGCAACGGAGUAAACGGAGAGAGCAAUGGGCAUCUUUAG